GGAAUUGUGAUAUAUUAUAUCGCUAUGAAAUGGUGCAAAAAUUACCUAGCACAUUAAGGCCUCACAUUACCCCCACCCCCUCUCCAGUCUCCUCCCACACAAACGAGAGAGAGAGAGAGAGAGAGAGAGAGAGAUGGGAAAAGAUGGUUAUCUUCCUCUCUUUGAAACGAAGUCUGCAAAAGGACGUAUUCCAUAUUGGUUGUAUGCAGGUUCAAUGAUUGUUGGCAUAGGUUUCAUAUUUGUGUAUAGAGUAAGUCAUCUACCGGCACAAGGAGAAGAUGGAAGAUGGGCUUGGAUAGGUUUGUUUCUGGCGGACCUAUGGUUUAGUUUCUACUGGUUUGUCACUCAAUCUGCUCGAUGGAAUCCUAUAUACCGUUAUACAUUCAAAGAAAGGCUCUCCCAAAGAUAUGAGAAGGUUCUGCCGGGCAUAGACAUAUUUGUGUGCACAGCUGACCCGGUAUUAGAGCCACCACUGAUGGUCAUUAACACAGUCCUAUCAGUCAUGACUUACAGCUACCCUCCGGAGAAGAUGAAUGUCUACCUUUCUGACGACGGUGGUUCAGAGUUGAUGUUCUAUGCUCUCCUAGAGGCUUCUCGCUUCUCAAAGUACUGGCUACCAUUUUGCAAGAAAUUCAGAAUAGAACCAAGGUCACCAGCAGCUUAUUUCUCUAAAGUUACAGAACCACCACUGGAUGAUCAUCUAAUGGCCAAAGAAUGGUCCUCCACUAAGAGAUUAUAUAGUGAAAUGGAAAAACGGAUCAACAAUGCCAUGAAACUAGGCCGAAUUCCAGAUAAAUUACGCAGAGAGCACAAGGGAUUUCGUGAGUGGGACGUAUUUUCAAGCAAACGCGAUCAUCACACCAUUCUUCAAAUGCUAGUUGAUGGAAGAGACACCAAUACUGUGGACAAUGAAGGAAAACCUCUGCCAACUUUGGUAUACUUGGCCCGUGAGAAGAGACCCCAGUACCACCAUAACUUUAAAGCAGGAGCACUCAAUGCCCUGGUGGAGUUUUUAGGCCACGAUUCCAAUGGAGGGCCUUUAUAUAUCGGUACUGGGUGCUUUCACAGGAGAGACGUUCUUUGCGGGAAGAAGUACAACAAAGGAAGUAAGAUUGACUGGAAGAAAGGGAAUGGCACAUUGGUUAAAGAAAGCGCAGAUGUGCUUCAAGAGACAUGCGGGGUUCUUGCAAGUUGCACCUAUGAAGAGAACACUCAAUGGGGAAAGGAGAUGGGAGUGAUGUAUGGCAUUCCAGUAGAGGAUGUUGUCACAGGAUUGUCAAUACAACAUAGAGGUUGGAAAUCUGUCUACCUCAAUCCAGAAAGGAAGGCCUUCUUAGGACUUGCUCCCACAACCCUAUUGCAGACACUAGUACAACAUAAGAGAUGGUCAGAAGGUGACUUUCAGAUAUUUUGCUCAAAAUACUGCCCUUUUCUGUAUGGCUAUAGAAGGAUUCCUCUAGGUCUUCAAAUUUCAUAUUGUUGCUACUUGCUUUGGGCUCCAAACUGCUUGGCUACACUCUUCUAUGUUGCUGUCCCACCUCUAUGUCUCCUUAGAGGCGUCUCCUUGUUCCCAGAGUUAUCAAGCCCCUGGGUUUUACCUUUUGGAUAUGUCAUCAUCGCCAAGUAUGCGUACAGCUUAGGUGAGUUUAUGUGGUGCAGAGGUACAUUGCAAGGGUGGUUGAAUGAUCAGAGAAUGUGGUUGUUUAGAAGAACAACUUCUUACUUAUUUGGAUUCUCAGACACCAUCUUAAAGCUAAUGGGGUUUGCUAAGUCUGGUUUCGUAGUUACUGCAAAGUUUGCGGAUGACGACGUUGCUGAGAGAUACGAACAAGAGAUAAUGGAAUUUGGUGGGCGUUCACCAAUGUUCAAUGUUUUAGCUACAGUUGCGCUGCUCAAUUUGUUCAGUUUAGUGGCGGGACUACAGAGGGUGGUUACAGAGGACUUGCAAGCUAAGGUUUCACACAAAUUAGCAUUACAGAUAGUACUAAGUGGCUUAGUGGUUUUCAUCAACCUGCCAGUAUACCAAGGACUCUUCUUCCGAAAGGACAAAGGCCGCAUGCCAUACUCUGUCACAUACCAUUCAACUAUUCUAGCUAUCCUUGUUUCUUUAUUAGCCUUGUGUUAUUAAGAUUACUAGAUGUGUCAGCAAAGAUCCAGAGGGAACUCUCUGGAAGGUAUCUACGUAACUGUGAGACAAGGAAACACUUAAUUUAUGAUGGCAAUGUAUUUAAUGCAUCCUUAUUUUGAUUUAUUGCUGCUAUGCAGGGAUCACUCUCACUCUAAGUGAGAGAGCUCGACAUCUUAUUCACGAACCCCUUUU
Messenger RNA from Ilex paraguariensis (yerba mate), 2320 nucleotides. The record is from the annotation of a GenBank genome assembly. NCBI's taxonomy places the organism in Eukaryota, Viridiplantae, Streptophyta, Magnoliopsida, Aquifoliales, Aquifoliaceae.